Cyclocybe aegerita is the source of this 1362-nucleotide messenger RNA. NCBI's taxonomy places the organism in Eukaryota, Fungi, Basidiomycota, Agaricomycetes, Agaricales, Hemipholiotaceae. The record is from the annotation of a GenBank genome assembly.
AUGAGAGAAACACAAAAGCGGUGGGAAAGGACAAGGAGGCUGAUUAGCUUUCCUCAUACUUCAACAGUGUCAACAUUCAUCAUGGCGGAGAAAACGAAUUCCAAUAUGUUGUUCGCUAAUUUCAACCAGGAUUUCUCGUGUAUAUCAGUCGGGACGCGGAGGGGCUACAGUGUUACAAAUUGCGACCCUUUUGGACGGGUUUACACGAUGAAUGACGGAGCAAGAGGAAUUGUCGAAAUGUUGUUUUGCACCUCCUUAAUCGUGCUGGUCGGAGCAGCGGACCAACCACAGUCUAGUCCACGGAAACUGCAAAUUAUGAACACGAAGCGUCAAUCCAUGAUCUGCGAGCUCCUCUUUCCUUCGUCAAUAUUGGCAGUCAAGUUGAAUCGGAAGUCGCUGGUUAUCGUGCUGGAGAUGGAGAUUUACAUCUACGAUAUCUCAAAUAUGAGGCUGCUGCAUGUCAUUGAGACGACACCAAACCCCGAAGCGAUAUGCGCACUUUCACCGUCUGCGGACAGCUCAUACCUCGCCUAUCCCUCUCCAGUGCCCUCUCCAGCAACGCCUCUCGCUUCUGGCUCAGCAACUUCUAGUUCCUCCGCCUCCUCAACCUCACAGUCAGGGGACGUCCUUCUAUUCUCAACACGCUCGCUAACCGUCGCCAACGUUAUCCAAGCCCACAAAGCUCCUCUCUCCUUCCUUUCUAUCAACUCGACUGGCACCCUCCUCGCAACCUCCUCCGAAAAGGGUACCGUCAUCCGUGUCUGGAGUAUCCCGGGCGCAGAGAAGCUGUACCAAUUCCGACGUGGCACACGCGAAGCCCGGAUAUACUCAAUGAACUUCAACCUUGUGUCAACCCUGCUGGCCGUCAGCUCCGCGCACGACACAGUGCAUAUCUUCAAGCUUGGCAACAGGGACUCUAGCAAUGGGAAGAAGGGUGACUCGUCGACGUCGGGAGUCAACAGCCCGCCAGAAUCGGUUGAUGGAGUGACGCAAGGCUUGGAUGGAGGGUAUGAGGCGUUCAUUGAGAAGAAGAAGGGCAACAGUGUCUCGUCAAGCCUUCGUCGCAAGUCGAUGCAGAUGACGAAGAGUCUGACGCACUCGGUGGGUGGGUAUCUACCCAAUACACUCACGGAGAUGUGGGAACCUUCUCGCGACUUCGCGUUCUUGCGGCUGCCGACAAGUGGUGCGAGGAGCAUCGUCGCUCUGUCAGGGACGAUGCCGCAUGUUAUGGUCCUAUCAUCUGAAGGAUAUCUCUACCUCUACAGUAUCGAUCUCGAGAAAGGCGGAGAAUGCUCAUUGAUGAAACAAUACAAUUUGCUUGAUUCAAACGACAUGGUUUCAGGAGAGGGGGUGGACCCUUGA